CGGCGGGGCGGGGCGGCGGCGGCGGCCGGGCCGGUCGGGCGGGUGCGGGUCGCGGCGCCAUGGACGGGCUGCGGCGCGGCCUGUCGCGCUGGAAGCGCUACCACAUCAAGGUGCACCUGGCGGACGAGGCGCUGCUGCUGCCGCUGACCGUGCGCCCGCGGGACACGCUCAGCGACCUGCGCGCGCAGCUGGUGGGCCAGGGCGUCAGCUCGUGGGGGCGCACCUUCUACUACAACGCGCGGCGGCUGGACGACCACCAGACGGUGCGCGACGCGCGCCUGCAGGACGGGGCGGUGCUGCUGCUGGUCAGCGACCCCAGCAGCCCUCGUUCCAGAAGGUGAAGGGCUGCCCUGGGGCAGCGGAGAGAUGCUGGCUGGAAGAAGCCCACCAGGGUGGAGGGGCGCCUCCCGGAGCCUGGCGCUCACUCCAGGUCUGUGGGUCCCCCAGCAGCCAGAGAAACGCGCCCCGGCUGCUGCUGCCCGUGCGGUCCCAGGUGCGAAUCAGCCAGCGGGCUCUGCUGUGCGACCCGUGGGGUCCGGCUCCCCUCCCGGGGCCUGGCGUACCCCGUCCACUGCGGCCACCCUCCCUCGGACCCUCAGAAAUGCCACCCGCGUGAAGAAACGCAGAGAGAAGAGGAGGCCUGCUGCUGCGCCCCGUGCCUGUCCCCUGG
Molecule: messenger RNA, 670 nt
Organism: Sorex araneus (European shrew)
Lineage: Eukaryota; Metazoa; Chordata; Mammalia; Eulipotyphla; Soricidae
Gene: TINCR
Product: TINCR ubiquitin domain containing
Exons: 4
Coding region: 60-341 (93 amino acids)
Molecular function (GO): protein binding
Source: RefSeq, a predicted model, not a curated record